Messenger RNA from Amborella trichopoda, 1474 nucleotides. Its product is annotated as 5'-AMP-activated protein kinase beta-2 subunit protein. The record is from RefSeq and is a predicted model, not a curated record. Gene Ontology annotation, molecular function: protein binding. NCBI's taxonomy places the organism in Eukaryota, Viridiplantae, Streptophyta, Magnoliopsida, Amborellales, Amborellaceae.
AGCCACCCUCUCUUUCUCUCUCUUCGCUCUUUCUCUCUCUCUCUUCUCUCUCUCUACACCGCCACCACCCCGACAAUAAAAGCUUGUCUCCGCUCUCUCCCGUCCCGUACACCGCCACCACCCCGACAAUAAAAGCUUGUCUCCGCUCUCUCCCGUCCCGUCGGACGUGGCAGUCUUUCAACGGCCAAUCUUUCCCUCUUCUUUUCGCAGUAAAAUCCCUCUUCAACAUAUAACUCCAGUAAAAACUUUCUUUUUCACUCUGGACUCUUUUCACCCUCUCGACCAUUUUGCUUUUUAUUUUGGGGGGCUUCUCUCUCUGUUUCUUGCCUGCAAGAAGCGAUUCUUCCCCCUUAAUUUCUCUCUCCUUUCACUCUGUUGAAGAAGCCAUUGUACCCAACUUGCCUUUUUCACCUCUUAUCUCCUUUGCAGAGAGAUAAGAUAUCCUUUCUGGUUUUCACCUGCAACGUUUCCUGUCUCUUCUUCUUGGCGGAUUUUUCAAGGAAGCUAUUUGAAAGAGUGGUCCUUGGCAAUAGUGAUAAGUCCCUGGUUGGAGGUGCAUGGAUUUUUGCAUUGUUUUUCGGGCACCAAUCAUGUUUUGACUUGGUCCGAAAUGGUGCUCCUAACGGAGAUAAGGCCUCAUCCUUAAUAAGCUUAUCAAAAUACGGGAAAUACGUUCCCAAGAGAAUGGCAACCUGUUUCCACUUCUGAACCACUGAACUGCAUUCUGGGUUCCAGAUUCUAUCUUGGAUGGAAGAUCCAGUGAUUAUGACUCUGAAAUGUCUAUUGAAUGGUUUAAGUUGACCAGCCAGUUGGCUCUCAACUUAUUUGAGUUGAUUCCACUGUGGUAACUUAUGAGGUUUAUAAAGGGCAUCCUAUCAGAGUCUUGUCCUUCCAAAAGGUGUCGCCCUUUGAUGAUUUUGCUUAUUGAGACCCUCUGCAGCAUCAUGGACACUCUUCACUCUGAAAGCCAUGAUGAAGUUAAUGUGGUUGGGUUUGAGGUUCCGGGAUCCCCAGACUCUAGUUAUAAUAAUGUACUCCUAGGGCAAGAGGAUGGAGCGAGGGAUCCACCUCUUGUCCCUCCCCACCUUCAUCAAACUUUGUUAAGCUUCCCUUCAACUGCUGGUAGGGAGGCCUCAAAUGCUCUGCCGUUGCCUCACAAUGUGAUUCUCAACCAUCUCUACAUCGAAAACAAGGACGCCCCACGCUCAGUUGUCGCCCUUGGUCUCACCCACCGCUUUCGAUCCAAAUAUGUGACAGUCGUACUUUAUAAACCGGUUGAAAGAAGGUGAAGCCAUUUGUCUUAUUCUGGCUUUUUAAAUUAUUCUUACUUUUUUUGAAUGGUAGGUAAAAUAUGAUUCAUGCGUGGUUUCUUUCUUCUCUCUUUUUGAUAUGAGCACAUGUAUGGAAACAAGGAAAGAUUCAUGCUUGUUUGGUUAAUGAAUGUAACGGACUUGGAGGGACUGGCUUGGUACGA